AUGCAGAAUUACACGUCGAAGACAAUGUUCAUCAAGGCUUAUCGCUACUUCAAAUCCGUCGGUUUCCCUCCACUACCGAAGAGUUUCUGGACGAAUUCGGUUUUCCAAAGAGUUUGGUCAAAAGAUAUGCUUUGUGAGCCGGCUGCUGCUUUUGAUAUGAGAGAUGGAGAAGAUUUCAGAGUGAAAGCCUGUUCCCAAAUCGGUGAACCCGAUUUCAAAUUGGCUCAUUCGCUUCUCGCUCAAGUUUACUACCAAUUUUUGUACAGGAAACAGCCACUGGCAUUCAGAGAAUCCGCUUCUCCUGCAAUCAACGAGGCGAUCGCUAAUGUUUUCCUUCAUUUAGCCUCGAAUCCAAAUUAUCUUUACAGUCAGAAACUCGUCAGCGCCGAGUCUCUUCAAGUCAAAGAAUCAACGAUUAUCAAUCGAUUGUACAGAGAAGCUUUGGACAAUGUGGCGAAAAUCCCGUUCGCAUUAACAGCCGAUACGUGGAGAUACGAGAUUUUAGAGGGAAACACGAGUGAUCAUCAAUGGAAUGAAAAAUGGUGGAAAUUGAGAGAAACUCUUGAAGGCGUCCGGCCACCAGAAGACAAAUUCCUCCCAGCACAUAUCGAUGCUUUCAUUCACACGCAAAUCAGUCAGGUUCACUCGCCGGCUGUUCGAAAUCUAAUCGGCUAUGUGGCUCAAUUCCAAAUCUUGAAAUCACUUUGUCCACCUGAGACUGAAUUGGCUGAGGGCUGUAUUCUCUCAGAGGACACGACAAUGAGAUUAAGAGAAAUGAUGGAAAUGGGAUCGUCGAUUGAUUGGUUGAAAGCACUCGAGAUGUUGACGGGCAAAGCCGAACUUGACGCGACUCCUCUCCUCGAAUACUACAAACCGUUGAUUGGAUGGUUGGAGAAUGCGAAUGAAAUCAGUCAAGUUUAUAUUGGAUGGGACGGAGAAGGGACGAGAUUUAAUAAUGACGAGAUCCCAGAGAUGAUGUCUAAUGGGAAAAUCUCUUCCGGCAUUUUGAGUCAAGAUCGAGUCGCUUUCCCAGGCGGUGAUUGCACAAAUGGAGAGGAGUGUCUUCUUGAUUCGCAUUGUGAUGGAAAGGAAUGUAUCUGCAAUGAUGGCCUUUUCACGUUAAAAUUCGAUAACACUGUGUCUUGUGUGGCGACCGAUCCAAGGAAAAGUGGUUUUAUGGAUGAAAAUGGAGAGCCAAUUGGCGUCGGUUUGGUCCCAUCCGAGACGACGACCGCCGAACCGCCAAAACAAAAUCUCACCACAACAACUGUGACGACAAAAAUGAUGACAACGGUAAGAGAAAGA
Mesorhabditis belari is the source of this 1305-nucleotide messenger RNA. The record is from the annotation of a GenBank genome assembly. Lineage: Eukaryota; Metazoa; Nematoda; Chromadorea; Rhabditida; Rhabditidae.